This is a messenger RNA of Owenia fusiformis, 1434 nucleotides long. The record is from the annotation of a GenBank genome assembly. Lineage: Eukaryota; Metazoa; Annelida; Polychaeta; Sabellida; Oweniidae.
GUCUAAUUCAGAAUUUUCUCCAACACAAUACUACACCUCAUUUAAACUAAGUUAUCUGUCAACAACUCCUCAAGAAGAUAUUUCAAAAACAAGUUUAACCAUUUUAAAUUUCAUUAUAACAUUACAUAAUACAAGAAGAACUUCGUGGAAUAUUUGACACGUACACCAAUAUAAUGUGUGGUUUUGGUUGUUUUUACAAUAUUUGAGAUAUAAUAUUUUAGCACCUAUUGUUUGUGCUGUUGGUGAAUUCCGCUGUAAUGAUGGGGAGUGUAUAGAUGGUAGUUAUAAAUGUGAUGGUAUAGAAUACUGUCUCGAUGGCUCAGAUGAAUUGGAAGAAAAUUGUCCUUGUACUGGUGAUUCUGAUUUCCGUUGUGAUAAUGGAGAAUGUAUAAACAUCGCUAAGAAGUGCAAUGAUAAUGUGGAUUGUAGCGAUGGUUCUGAUGAAUCAGCCGAAACUUGUAACAUAGCUGCGUGUGUAGAAGAUGAGUUUCGUUGCAAUAAUGGGGAAUGUAUUAAUGUUGAUUAUAAAUGUGACCGUCUAGAGGACUGCAGAGAUGGUUCUGAUGAAUGGGAGUCAAAUUGUAUGUGCACUGAGACUCAGUUUCAAUGUGAAAAUGGGGAGUGCAUUGAACUUAGUUGGAGAUGUGAUAAGGCAAAGGAUUGUCAAGAUGGAUCAGAUGAAGCACCAGAAAUUUGUGAACAACCACCCACCACUGAUUGUACUGAUAUUGAGUUCACUUGUGGCAAUGGGGCUUGUGUUGAUGUUCUCAGAAAGUGUGACGGCAAUGAUGAUUGUGGGGAUGGGUCUGAUGAAGCAAAAGAUUUGUGUCCCCCAAUUACGUGUCCUGUUAAUACCUUUACAUGUGACAAUGGCAAGUGUAUUGAUGCUAAAGUGAAAUGUGAUGGUAAUGAUGAUUGCUCUGAUGGUUCAGAUGAAUCUGAAACAACAUGUCCCCCAGUUGAAUGUACUGAUAAUGAUUUCCGAUGUUUUGAUGGGAAUUGUGUUGAUUUGACUAAGAAAUGUGAUGGAACAGAAGAUUGCAAAGAUGGCUCAGAUGAAUAUGAUAUUAUCUGUCCAACAAACAAAUGUGGCAAUGAAAUGUUUACAUGUGAUGAUGGUGGAUGUAUUGAGUUAGCAUGGAAAUGUGAUGGUUCUCCCGAUUGUAAAGAUGCUUCAGAUGAAUCUGAUGUAACUUGUCCUCCCGUUGAAUGUACUGACAAGCAGUUCAGGUGUGAUGAUGGGGAUUGUAUUAAUAUUGAAUGGUUGUGUGAUGGGGUUAAGGAAUGUUUUGAUGGCUCUGAUGAAUCUGAGGCAAAUUGUCGUAAGUUUAGAGCAUAUUAGAAUAACAUUGACACAACUCAUCAAAUUGAUAAGUCAUAGCCGAAUCAGAAACUCAUAUCCCAUUGAAGGAAAUCUCAUUGAAACCAUUAAUU